AUGGCGAUGAUUCGCAGCCAUCCGGACUCGCAUCAACUGCGAGUAACGGAACAUUUGUUUAACUUGAAGUUUGCUGUAAAAGAGCUUACUAGGAAUGCCAAGAAAUGUGAUAAAGAAGAAAAAGUUGAAAAGGCCAAGAUUAAGAAGGCUAUUCAGAAAGGCAAUACAGAAGUUGCCAGAAUUCAUGCUGAAAAUGCAAUCAGUCAAAAAAAUCAAGCAAUCAUCUAUUUGAGAAUGAGUGCUAGGAUUGAUGCUGUCACAGGCAGAGUUCAGACUGCAGUAACAAUGGACAAAGUAGCAAAAUCCACAGCAGGUGUAGUUAACUCUAUGGAUGCUUCUCUGAGGACUAUGAACCUUGAAAAGAUUUCUGCCUUAAUGUACAAAUUUGAACACCAUUUUGAAACCCUGGAUGUUCAAACACAACAAAUGGAAGACACAAUGAGUAGCUCUACAACUCUAACAACACUACAAAACCAAGUGGACAUGCUACUUCAAGAAAUGGCAGAUGAAGCUUGCCUUGAUCUCGAGGACCUUUCAAUGGGCCAAACAGAGUCUGUUGGCACCAGUAUUGUUUCUAUGGAACAGGAUGAACUGUCACAGAGGCUUGGUCGUCUUCGUGACCAAGUGUAA
Molecule: messenger RNA, 630 nt
Organism: Perognathus longimembris pacificus (Pacific pocket mouse)
Lineage: Eukaryota; Metazoa; Chordata; Mammalia; Rodentia; Heteromyidae
Product: charged multivesicular body protein 1b-2-like
Exons: 8
Coding region: 1-630 (209 amino acids)
Biological process (GO): endosome transport via multivesicular body sorting pathway; late endosome to vacuole transport; protein transport
Cellular component (GO): ESCRT III complex; multivesicular body
Source: RefSeq, a predicted model, not a curated record